CUGCAGCGCCGGCGGGACCCGCCGUGCCCUCCCGCCGCCUCGCCCGCACGGAGCGCGGUUUCUUAGCAAGAGCAGACAGAGUUCAGCCUUCCACCAUGCCUGUGCCUCCUCCUCCAGCUCCCCCUCCACCACCAACACUGGCCUUGGCAAAUACUGAAAAGCCAUCCCUAAGCAGGUCAGAACAAGCAGGGCGAAAUGCUCUAUUAUCUGAUAUUACCAAAGGAAAAAAGCUCAAGAAGACGGUUACUAAUGACAGAAGUGCUCCAAUUCUAGACAAACCCAAAGGAUCUGCUGGAGGUGGCGGCGGUGGCUUUGGAGGAGGUGGCAGUGGCGGCGGCGGGGGUUUUGGUGGUGGCAGUGGUGGUGGCUUUGGUGGCGGUGGACCACCUGGCCUUGGAGGCCUUUUUCAAGCAGGAAUGCCAAAGCUGAGAUGUACUGCAAGUCGAGAUGCUGACGCCGGGGGAGGCCGGCCGCCCGUGCUGCCGCCCGGAGGCCGCUCCGCCGCCGCCAAGCCCUUCUCGCCGCCGAGCGGCCCGCCGCGCUUCCCGGGGCCGCCCUCGGCGCCGCGCAGCGCCGCCCCGGACCCGCAGAGGAGCCGCGUGCCGCCGCCCAGGCCCGACGCCGGCUCGAAGCCCGAGGCGGCGCCGCCGCCGGUGCCCAGCACGCCCCGGCCCGUCGCCUCCGGCCUGCACAACCGCGGGUCGCCGCCGGUGCCCGGGCUGAGCCGGCAGCCCAGCUUGGGGCCCUCGCCCCCGCCCUUCCCGGGCAGCCGGGGCGCGGGGUCGGCCGCGCCCCUCCGGCAGCCGGGCCCCGGCGCGGCGCUCCCCUUCUCGGGCCGGCCGCCGCUGCCGCCCACCCCGGGCAGGCCGGCGGAGGACAAGCCGCCGCCCCCGCCGCCGCCCCCCGCCGGGCACCGGCCGCCCGCCGCCCGGGAGGCGUCUCUGCCGCCGCCGCAGAGCGGCAAACCGCCCGUUCCCGCCGCCCCCCGGCCCGCCCUCGGCGCCCCGGCGCCCCCGCUGCCCCCCGGCAGGCCGGGGCCGCCCCCGGUCCCGCCCGCCCCCGCCGGCGGAGACGAGAUGCCGCGGCUGCCGCAGAGGAACGUCUCGCUGGGGUCGUGCCCGGCGCCCGGCGGGGGCCGCUCCGGACCGCUGCCCCCGCCGCCCGGCGAGAGGCCGCCGCCGCCCGUCAGAGACCCGCCCGGGCGCUCAGGCCCGCUCCCGCCCCCUCCUCCCUUAAGCAGGAACGGAAGCACUUCGAGGGCUCUGCCCACUACUCCGCAGCCGCCUUCCCGGGCAGGGCUGGACAGCCAGAGGGGUGGGCCGCGACCUCCGCUUCCCCCCGACCGGCCGGGCUCGGCCGCGCCGCCGCCUCCGCCGCCGCCUUCAGCUGCUGUCAGAAACGGCUUCCAGGACCCAGGCGAUGAUGAAUGGGAAAGCAGAUUUUCUUUUCAUCCGAUAUCUGAUUUGCCACCUCCAGAGCCAUAUGUACCCAUGAACAGAAGUUAUCCCAGUAAACUAGCAAGAAAUGACAGUAGAGGUGGGUCUGUCCGAAAAGAAAGAGGUGCCCCCCCGCUCCCGCCUAUACCAAGGUGAAAUGGAUUCUGGCCCAUCUUUGGGUGACAUCUGUUCUCAAGUUUCCUUCGAGUCAGCUUUCCUGUCCACACGGCUGGAAAGCUGUCUGUCUUGAUUGAUUUCCACUUUUGGCUUGUCAGCUGGGACAAACUUCAGUCUCUAUUACAGAAGUAAUAGAUGUGGCUUAUGGACUAUAGUUGCUCAAAGCUAUGAAUUUUAUUUGCUUAAACUGCAGGUGUUUUGUGGACCCUACAGAACAUACAUGCAUCAUGCUUACAGUGUCCAACCCUAUCCCCUGGAGAGCACCGUGGGAGGUCUGGCUUGGAAUUUGAUACAGCUUGAACAAAGCUGUUCCAUUCCCUUUGGGUACAGUAGCUGUAUUAUUUUAAUGAUAAAGUAUUUGAUGUUUAAAAAAAACAGUUGCUGGGUCAAAAGUGUAGCCAAGAGUCCCCUGGACCCUUUCUUGCAUGCUUAACUCAGCCUAUCUGCUUCUGCAAGCUAUGGACCUACUACAUGAUGACAAAGAGUUCAUCUUUAACUUCUUCACUUCAGCUUAGUCAAGCAAAUCUUAAACAAUUCACAGCAUAUCCUGCCUCAAGGAUGGAGUGUCUCUGGCCUUGUUUUUAUCUGCAGAGAACCUUCCAAAGAGAAGCACAAGUGAAGAAUUCAUCAGCAUAAAAAUAUAUAUAUUUUUUUAACCCUCUUUCCUAUUUUUUUAAAAGUGUUAUGUGUUCUGUGACCUAAUUUCUCUCCUGCUCUUAUGUGGACCAACCCACAUCAUGUCAUCCAUGCCCUGGAUUACUGACUGUAAUGCCCUCUGCCUGAUAUUGCAUGCGAAGAGUCCUCAGAAAGUAAUCUGAGUGCAGAUGCAUCAGUUACUGUAGCUGCAGGCUCCUCCUGUAAAGCAUCACAUCGCAGUGCUCCACAGACCGCUUUCCAAUCGUUUCUUUGGUACAACUAAAUGAUAGGGGUUGACUUAUAAAGCUUCUUGGCACUUAGGUCACAAGUCCCAAAGAGCUUGUGUUUGACUUCCAUUAUGGUAGAGCAGCCAAGGUCAAAAACAUUCCUCAGUGAAAGCCCUGAUGUUUUGAGGGGGGUCCGGCAUUUGUACAUUCAAGUGGGACCAUCCAAAAUUUGCUGUCUGCACCGGUUCAAGAGAAAUGGAAAGAUUUGGUCUUCUGAGUUGGCCAUGAAGUCUGUCCCUUCAAACUUUGCUGAAAGGAGUCUACAGAGAGCCGCCAGGCUUCCAUUGAUAGAAGAAAGAGUAAAGUAUGCUAACAUUGUGGCAAGUGGUUAAUAUGUUUAAUGGCUUUUGAAUUUUGUGUAUGAGAAAAGAGGUCAUUGUAUGAAUGAGUUUUACAAGUGGAUCUAAGUGCGUAUAAAAUGCCUUUGGAAAUUAGAGGAAGAUUAUAAUUUUGGAUUUGAAGUAUUGGUGAAUGAUAGCUCUUUGUUAAUUGAACCUCUGAAAUUUAGCUCUGAAAGAUGUCCCUGCAGUCUCAUCAGCCGUACAUUUCUUCAGUGUGUUCCUUGGGAUCCCUACCAAGCCUGUGUCAGCAGCCAUGCUUCACAGGGUGUUGCUCAAAAAAACACAAAAUAAAACAUAGAAACUAGUCAUGUAGGUUAAGAAGAUGUUUCUCUAGCAUGAGAGACAUGAUCCUAAGUACACUCUGCGGCUAGCAUGAGGUCAGUCCUUGAAAAUCUAGGGAAUUUAGCCAAAGAGAGUCUGGACCCUGCUGAAGUGUCUGUGCAUCAUAGGGCUUUUUGCUCUGUCAGCAGGGAGGGGCAGAUCCACUUUCUGCCUGGCAGCCUGGAUAUCACAUUGAAGGGGAUGAGACUUGAGUUGGAUUUGGCCAGAUCAAAUUUAAUUUGGUCUUUUCAGUGUUUGUUUACAAAAUCUUUUUAGCUGUGAUAGCAUUUGAUUAUGUACCUGUUUUUUACAGUUUUGUAUCUAAUGAUCUAUUUUAAGUUACUGUUUAUAGUCUUGAACCUGCAAUUAAAUGCGCGGGCGCAGGGAUGUAUCUACAUCCAAUUGCAGGAUCGUGGCUGUAAGAGUUUCUUAAACAGAUACUGGUGGGACCUCCAUGUGACAGGUGCACCUUGGGAUCAAACCUGGCACAAUGCUGAAUUUGUGUAAGUGUUUUGUGGAUGUCACUUAAAGUGCCUGUCUCUUUGGGAUAUUAUUUUGUGAAUAGACGUCCAAAUAAUAUUUUUAGGAUAAUAACUUAAAGGAUAAAUUAUUGUAUUCAUCUUUUAAAACUGAAGCACUUAAUACCUUUCUAAGGAACAAUGUUUUGAUUUUAAGAAUACAAUAUUUUCAGUACCUUGACCUGCCAAAUCCUUUUUAAUAUCCAAACAGCUAUGCAGCCAAAAAAAACUCCCCAACCUUCCAGAAAUAAUAUCUUUUUUAUAACUUACCUGAUUCCAACAUGACAGUUUUACUUUGGUAAGUCAAUGAAAAUGCUGCCUAAUGUUCUGCCAAUUCUCUGUAUCAUUCAAAAUACCUUGUAUUUGAUCGUUUCAGCAAGGUUUUCUGACCAGAAAUCUGGAUCACUACCAAAGACUUGGAAAACCAGCUUCAGUUUCACUUUAAAAUGUGCCAUGUAAAAGGCCCCAGUUAACAGACUGAGAAUCCUGAACUGCUUAGAUUUUUGCAAUUCUUUUUUACUCUAGAAACCUCUUCAGAACAGAUGUUUGGCAUGCAUGUAAAAUAGCUCAAUACUGCAGAAAGGGGCAUUUUUGUUCGCAUAACAGCGUUUCCAUUUAUAUGUUUCGCUGUAAAAGUCCCUAGAUAUAUUCCAGAACAAAGCAGCAUUUUAUCAUUCAAUAUAUUGCUUCAUGUAGCAGUAGGUAUUUACAAUAUGAUCAGUAUUAAAGUAUUUAUUUCACUAUGAAGUGUUAAAAAAGAAUAAUACAAAACAGGUUGAAUCAAUGGUGCCUUAAGACUUUUUUAGUCAACUUUUCUAUGUCUCAAUAGAAGAAUUAAUAGACAUUGCUCUUCCAGGUCCUAAAUAGUGCCGACAGUAGCAUUUUGCAGUGUUUGAGCCAAGCCCUGCUGUUGUGUGCUCAAUCUGCUAAUUCCAGGUGGAGCUCAGUGUGUGGAGAGGCCACUGGAUCAGUGUGUAGGUGAGAUGUAUGUGGACACUGGUUGGCUUCACAAUCAGUUGCUGGUAUUGCUCUCAAAAUUUAGUCCUGUCCCAAACCAGUGUCUGACAUUGCUGUUCACACCACCCAGCUGACUUCAGUGUGGUUGCAUAGGUUACAGAACUAAAUUCGAUUCACUGCUUGCAUAUAAGAUUUGCUGGGUUUGUUUUGUUGGCAUUUUAUUAUGAACCCUCACACCUCAACCUAUCUUCUUGCGUUAUCACUGAGGCUCACGCUGUGUGACAAUGGCCACUGAUGUUCAUUUUUGUUUAAUUCAACUCCAUAAAUAAAAUGCGAAUCAUUUUUGUACCAUGUAAAAAUAAUUUCUCCUCUAUAUUUUUGGAAGAAAAGCACCUGUUCUGUUUGUUAUGACUUUCUGCACCAGCCAUUGGGAAAAGCGGUCACACUGAUGAAUGUUCAGAGUUGUUAAAGGAAACUCAGCUUGUGAUUCAGGAAGUGUAUAUUUCUAUAAAUUAAAUAAAUAACAUCGCAAAGUUCUUGUUUAAAAGCCAGCAUUUCCCAACACUAAAAGAAUCAUAAGGCUGGGGUUUUUUCUGCAAGACAGCACUGUGAAAGAAGUUCCUUAUAUUGUCACUUGAAAAACUGGGCGGUAGUUUCUCCUUGCAACAUCAAUAGUGUGCAUGACGCAGAAGUAGAUCUGUCUUGGAGCAAAGGAUAAAGGAGCUAAACUGCUGUCAUGUAUCACAAGUAUUGGAACACAACAAUCUUCUGUAUAGAAGUACGGAAGUAGAAAGGGUACUUUUUGCCUUGGUGGUAAAGAAUUGAGUUGAGUGAUCAAACUGAUGUUAUUUCAAGCAGAAUGUCAAAUGUUGAGAGACCUGGAGAGGGCCCCUUGGCCAUGGGACACUGGAAAAGAGACAAUUGCUCGAGGAAAUAAAAACCAGGUGGCUGAAUGUUGUUACCAGUACUAGAUUAAAAAUUACUGCAUAAAAUGUGCAUUUUGUAGUUCCACAUCACAGUGAUGUGAACACCUUUGUCUCACAGCUGGGUGCAAACAACCUGUUACAGCGGUACAUUGACUCCAUGUAACACAGAUUGUGUGAGCUUUAAUCUUUUAAACAGUAUUCAGCAGAAAAUUAGGAGAAUCUCUCACCUGAGAUAUCCAGGAGCACUUUAAGAUCAAAUUCAUGGAAUGGUUCUUCACGUACAUUGGAAAAAACCAGGGAUCUUGUAGCCUGUAAGAUGGAUAUGUUUGGACCAUUCAGUUAAAAUCUAAACUGGAGCAUUGGCAAAGAGGGGAGUAUUGGAAUAACUGAGGCAGAAGCAGAGCAUGUGUGUAUAGGCUCAGUGAGAAUGCAGCAGGUAGGUAUGCAGAUUAAAAAGCAAAUAUGGAAACCGCAUGUCUUAAGGGAGUAACCAUUAAGGAAUGUUGAAAUACAUUUUUUCUGUAUUUUGAAAUACGAUUUGUCUGUGGUAAAUAUUCCGUAGUGUAAACCAGUGCAUGCAGAGGAAGACAUCUAAAAUUGGGCUUCCAAAGCCACACAAGAGAGGGAGAAACAUAAAACAGGCUGAGCAGAAAGUAACAUUUCUAUCAGAUGCUUAAAGUUUGAGCUUUUAAUAAAAUAUUAAUCUAGUUCUGUGAAUUUUUUGCUUAACAUUUAUUUUGUAUGUGAUUUUGUUCUCUUUAUUUUUCUG
Hirundo rustica (Barn swallow) is the source of this 6368-nucleotide messenger RNA. RefSeq names its product WAS/WASL interacting protein family member 1 (gene WIPF1). The record is from RefSeq and is a predicted model, not a curated record. Lineage: Eukaryota; Metazoa; Chordata; Aves; Passeriformes; Hirundinidae. Gene Ontology annotation, molecular function: actin binding.